AUGAAUGCUGAUACAGCAAUUGCUGUCGCAAGUGAAAUGGUUGAAGAGCUGGAUCUGACUGAUCAAGAUGUAAAAUUCAUUCCUAUAUUCCGGAAUUGGCACCUGGGGAUCUUUUUAGCGAUCAUGUUCAUACUGAUGGGGAUAUCUCUGAUAAUUUUGUCUCUGAAAGUCAGGGUGAUACUUCUCCCACAACAAAGGGAUCAGCAGCUUGUCCUGGCAGUCUUGUUCUGGAACGGAAUGGGCUCCCCACUUAGACUGGGACUUUCAAUCGUGUCCAACGAGGAGCCUUCAAAAAAGCAGGAUGGUGGUGAGCUUGACAAUAUCAUGAAAAAUCAAGAAUGUCACUCAGCUUAUCAUUCACAUAGUCCUCCUGAUUCACCCUCUGACAAUAGAGCUCAUGUGCUGUUGGAAAACCAAUCACUCAAUGACAUUAAUUUAGGUGAUGAUAAGUUGAUCGCAGAAAGACGCGAGUGCCUCUUACUUGAGCAACAAAGAGAGCUGGAUGAACUUAAGAAGAAGCACAAACAGAUUGCUUCAGAUCUUCUAAAAGAGCUUCCUCUGGAAACUCAUAAAAGAAUUGUAAGCGCCUGUGAUGUAGAGAUCCCUGCCUAUACGUCUCACAGUGGUGAGGAUGUUAGGGGUUGUUCCACAUCGGUUGUGGGAGGGGCGGAAAGCUAG
This is a messenger RNA of Daucus carota subsp. sativus, 678 nucleotides long. RefSeq lists its product as uncharacterized. The record is from RefSeq and is a predicted model, not a curated record. Bases 1 to 678 code for a protein of 225 amino acids. The transcript is spliced from 2 exons. NCBI's taxonomy places the organism in Eukaryota, Viridiplantae, Streptophyta, Magnoliopsida, Apiales, Apiaceae.